Molecule: messenger RNA, 6387 nt
Organism: Hydractinia symbiolongicarpus
Lineage: Eukaryota; Metazoa; Cnidaria; Hydrozoa; Anthoathecata; Hydractiniidae
Product: bone morphogenetic protein 1-like
Exons: 13
Coding region: 2550-5240 (896 amino acids)
Biological process (GO): proteolysis
Molecular function (GO): serine-type endopeptidase activity; zinc ion binding; metalloendopeptidase activity
Source: RefSeq, a predicted model, not a curated record
UUUUUUAAUUUUGUAUGACAAAACGUUAUACUUUUUAAUAGUAGAUAAGCUUAUGUUAACGGAUCAUCUAAGAAAUCUAUUUGGGAAAAAAAGCAAAAUACAGGAAGAUAAAUAUAAGAUAAUAAUUCAAUGAUUAUCGACAAAGUAAAGUUUUCUAUCAUCUAAUUAUUUUGAUACAACUACAAAGUUUUAAACUGUUUAAGCCUUAAUAUUUCUGCUGAGCUAGCGACUAAAUUCUGAACCAAUAAGAGAGGUGAAUUCGCAUGCAUAAGGAAAAAAGGACCAUGUUCCUCAAAGGACAAACAAUACUGCAUCAUACUGUUGGCAGCCUUUUAAUGAUUUUGUUGCCUACCAAAUGCAAGUAAGACCCACAUAAAUAUAUUAAUUACUUUGUUGAUGUCAUUACCGUCCGUCUAAUAGCUACUUAGAAAUACACCACUAAGAAGCAAAUUACCCAUCAAAAAGAAAAAUGUUAUUAGAGAAGUUAGCCACAGGUUAUUAAUUAAAGUUAAGUACGUUCUAAAAAUACAAACAUCAUUUCCUGUUUUUUAUGUUUGUUUACGUUUAUGUUAUGUUAUGUGGGAUAUUGUUGACAAUACACCUUUCCCGAAUUUAUUUUCUUUGAUGUGCUCCAGCUCUUUCUCAACUUUUUUAAAGAAAAAGAAUAUAAUUUUCGAAAUCCUCACAUAAAAAUUGAUAAAUCGUGAAAUUUUCAUAUUCAUACAUCAAACAAACAACCUGCUACAACAGUUUUUUUUAAUUUUGUACUAAUUAACCUUUGCUCGAAGACCAGGCUUAUUAGUACAAGUCGAAAAUUAAGAAGGCUUUGACCGUAACAAUGAUGCCACCAAAAGAACACUUUCCAAUGUCGGAUUAAGUUGAACAUUUAUACAUUAACCAAUUUACUGAUGCUGAAAAUGAUGUUAAGGUCAAACAAUAAAGUUCCAAAAUUUAAAAAAAAACAUGUAAUUCGGGAAACGUGUAUUUUAGAUUAUCUGGAAUUUUUGCUUACUCUUUCUACUGUGUAUUUCAUCUUUGCUUGAAUAAAAUCCAAUGUCAAAUAAGGAUUGGAGAACAGCAAAAAAUUAGAUGGAAUGAUAAGUUAGGUUGCAUCAUACAUGGAUCCUGUGAAAAACAUCGUUUAUUUUAAUUACCUUAAAGAUAAUUAAUCUCUUAAUAAUUGGAUGUAAUUCUGUUCUAUUUAAGGUAACAUUGAACACGUGAGGAAAGAAAAAAUACGAUCACAAUAUUUGGUUAGUAAGACGUCAUCAAAGCAAACAUAGAAAUUCAAUUCUUACCAUACAGAGUAAAGCACUCAUAUAUUAUCUAACAGUGAAGCAGAAAUGAUAAGCCAGAAGAGAUGCCAGCAUUUUAGAGAGCACAUUAGUCAUAAUGAUAAGUAUUUAUUCCUUAUACUAUAUUUAAUAUCAAAGAUGCUACGAAGAAAUAUAUAUUCACAAAAAUAUAUUAUAUUCAUAUUAUAUAUAAGUUGUUUUUUUUAGAUUAUUACUUUUUAACCAUUUGGAAUCAACCGUGAGUUGCUUUGUUAGAAUAUCGUCAAACAAAGAUAAUAACGUUGUGACGUAUGUUUGCAAAAAAAAGAACGUGACAUCAUCUGUUUAAACAACAUAAAACGGGAGGCGCUAGACGUCAUAGUGCAAAUGUAUUUAUGGCGUUUCUUGAUGAAGACACGCAUGCGUAAGUAAGCGAAGGGAGGUACUUCAAUCUUUUUUGUCAAUGCACAGUUUAUUUCCUUCAGGUUUCGUAAAGGAUCGGCUUUUUUACUAUAAGGAACGCCUGUGUUAACCCUAUCGAGAGAUCAUGACAUUUCAAAAAAAAUCAAAGCCUUAAUUGCUCUUAAGUUCCUGUCUAUUUUCUUGUUAUCUUAAUUUGUUUAAAAUUUUUCUAAUGUAACGUUUCAACUGAAACUCUAUCCAUUGAUAUUUGUGCAUGUACUAAUUUUUUUAUAGCUAACAACAUGCAGAAUGUUCAAGCCUUUGUUUUUAAAUACUUUAUUGUUCCAAUUGCUCUUUAUUGAGGUCACAUACAUUUUUGUUACUAUUAGAGGAAGGAUUGUUUAGACCACCAGCUCUCCUCCACCACCUGGUUUUUUAAAGUCCCUGAAAAGCCCGGCCAAGAUAGGGUUAAAUCUAGUUGCUAAAGUACUUAUGUUUUUAGUGUAGCUAAUCAUUCUUUGUCCAGUCAACCAUAAAAAUAACAGUAACUUUGCUCCAAACAAAUCUUAUUUUAGGAACAUCUUUCCGCAAAAAGGCGGAGCUUCUGUAAUUGUAAACUAUAUGCUAAACAAAGAGAUAUAACACAUGUGAAUAUAAAGGCUAAAAUGGCGGAAUCCUUAAACAAAACAAUGACCUAUUUAGUUUUGUUUAUUCACACUAAGUUCAAAUAAUAUUUGCAUAUAAUAAUAUAACAUAACAUUAUUAUAUCUGUUCGUAGGAAUUUUAGAAUCAACACACAUUUUCGUUUCCUUAAGCUAACACUGUCACUUGGAUUGAUACUUUCAGAGUAACAAAACAAAACAGAAUAACAUAAUGCACAUAAUCUUCGCACUGGUGCUGAUCCAUGUUGGCCAUACUUAUGCAAACGCGAUAAAAACAUCAGUAAAUUCUGUAGAAGAUCCAUUGGAACCCAGAGGCGCAUGUGGAAUGUCAGGGUAUAUCCUAGACGCACCUAUUCCAGAAGUCAUGAACAGAAAGAGAAGACGCAGGUAUAGAAGGGCUGCGGAAGUAGAUUCUUACAGACUAUGGCCAGAAGGAAAGAUACCCUACCUUAUUAGCAACAAAUACUCGAAUGCAGGUAAGAGAUUGAUAAAGAAAGCAAUGCAACAUUGGCAAAAUGAGACCUGCGUAUCAUUUGUUAAAAGAACUACAGAAGAAGACUAUAUUUACAUAGUAAAAGGGUCAGGUUGCUGCAGUUUUGUUGGUCGUCGUAGAGGACAACAAGCUUUAUCUCUUGGUUCAGGAUGUUUACGAUUUGGCAUUAUCACGCACGAGUUAGGACAUGCUGUUGGCUUUUGGCACGAGCAGAAUCGACCAGAUCGGUCCAUUUAUGUCGAUGUUAUAUAUGAUAAUGUUGAGAGACAGAGGGAGUUAAACUUUGCUCUAAAAUCAAGAAAAGAAAUUACUACUUUUGAUCAGAUAUACGAUUACAAAUCCAUUAUGCAUUACGGUUCUAAUUUUUUCAACAAAAAUGGUGGCGAUACUAUACGCCAAAAACCAGGCAGUACUUUUACCAUGCAAAACUAUGGAAAUGUCAAUAAUAACGAAAUUGGAAAGUCGUACUACAAACUAAAGGGACCUGUACUCAGUCGACAGGACAUCAUAGAAACUAAUCUACUGUACAAAUGCAGUAAACUUUCUGAAUGUGGUGGCACAUUAUUUGCUAAUAGUGGUUCGUUUACAUCUCCAAAUUUUCCACAUGAAUAUCCUCAAAAUACAGAAAAGGAUUGCAUUUGGAUAAUCACACGAACUAAAGGAGCAAAAGAGGGGAAACACUAUACAUCAUUAUCGUUGAUCUUUAAUAAAUUUAACGUUGGAAGUCCAGUAGAUGAACAAACAGGUUUAUGUGAAGACGAUUAUGUCGAAAUUAGAGAGGGGAAAGGUUUCCUUUCUCCUUAUAUAGUUCGAUAUUGCGGAAACAUAUCUCCAGCUCCAGUUACUGCAUUGUCCGGCAGCCUAUAUGUUAGAUUUCAUGUGUCUGGGAAGAAUGCAAACGAAGCCAAGUCAAGUUUAACUGGAUUUGCCGCCAGUUUUAAAACAGAUGUGUGCUCGCAUCGUAUUACAAAAUUCAAGACAAAAAUCCAAACGCCACAAUUUCCUAUUGGUUACCAGCCCGAGAAAGAUUGCUUAUGGGUAAUUGAGGCCCAUCGAGGUUAUAAAAUCAAAGUAGAUUUUCUUUUCUUCUCUUUACGUGAGUUGGACGAGCAAGAAGGUUGUCUCGAUUAUAUCGAAAUUCAUGAGGGUGACGGAAGCACUGAAAAGUUUUUGGGAAGGUAUUGCGGCAGUAAUAAUCCAGGAACAGUCAUAUCAAAUGUAAGAAGGAUGAAAAUUCAUUUUCAUGCGUCCAAAGAAAGAGACCUUGGCUGGUAUAUGGGUUUUCAAGCAGAAGUAGAUGUGAUAGAUAUCGACGAAUGCAAACUUGAAAAUCACGGUUGCAGCCAAGCAUGUAAAAACUUGCCAGGUGGAUACCAAUGUGAUUGCCAUUCUGGAUAUAGGAGGGUGUAUCAACAAAGUUCUAGAGCUGUUUCUUGCUUAGAUAAAGAUGAAUGUAGUUAUAAUAAUGGUGGAUGUUCUCAUAACUGUGUCAACACUGAUGGUAGUUACACGUGCACUUGUCCAGAAGGUCACAUGCUAACAGCAAAUAAUACAUGCAUUGAUGUAAAUGAAUGCGCCUUUCAAAGAAAACCUUGUUCUCACAUUUGCGAGAAUACUAAUGGUGGAUAUUUAUGCUCGUGCAGACCUGGAUAUAUUUUAAAAAGCGAUGAGAGGACAUGCCUGAAGCUACCAAACUGCGAAGGAAAAUUCAUUUCACCAGUUGGUGUCAUUACCUCCCCUCUUAUAUCGCCCUCAUACAAACACCAGCUACAAUGUCUAUGGCACAUCACAGUUCCGGAACAUCUCCAACUAUCUCUCAAUAUUGAUCUUCCCUGGCUUGGCAAUUUUGACUGCAAUAAUUAUCUUUUGAUUCAUGAUGACGAGAGAAAACGAAAACAUAGCAUUGAUUCGCAAAAGAUCUGCUUACAAUCUGACGCAAAUAGUGCCAUUAUAAUGGAUACCAACACAGCUGUGAUCGAAUAUAUUGGGAAGGUUCCCUUUCAACCACAAUUCAACAUUCAGUAUCACAGUAUUGCUCCGGUAAAAAAGCAAUGCGGUGGAGAGUAUAACGUGACUCAUGGUCGAUUACACACACCAGGCUUCCCAUACCAGUACCCUGAAAUGCAAGACUGUGUAUGGAAUAUAUAUUCACCAAAUCACAAAAAAAUUAAACUAAGAUUUGGGCAUUUUCACUUAGAAGCGCACGAAGCAUGCGAAUAUGAUUAUGUUGAAAUUGAAGAACACUUUCUAAAUAUGUUGGCAGUUAAAAAAAUAGGACGUUUCUGUGGAGAUGUAAAACCCCCAACUCUGCACAUUGACGGCAGCACUUCGUUUAUUACGUUGAAAUUUCACUCCGAUGCCACUAUGAAUAAAAAAGGUUUUAAAGUUAUUAUUAAGGAAAUGGACUAAUGAGUUUUCGUUGAGUGAAGGUCAUGCAAAUUUGUUGGAAAUGCAUUCAUAGAACUCUAUAGAAAUAUGUUUUAUGCUUUUGCUUUGACAGCAGGUCAAACAUUUGAGAUUGCAUCAAAUCUCGUUUGUAAAAGAAAGCAUCGGCAUUAUGUAUAAGCAAUAACAAUUCUAUCGCCUUUUUCCUAUAUUUUAGCUUAAGGACCGUUUUUGUAAUAGCUGCAGGCCGUUGAGUUGCUGAACGGUCUCAUAUUAUACUGUUAAGAGUCCUCAACCGAUACUUGAUACCUAGAAGGAGAAAAAUAAGGUUGACUGCUGAGUUUUAAAGAUACAUGUAGCUAUAGUGUAAUAAAUAUUGGAAUUCAUUUUUUAUUUCGUUUUAUUUUAUACAUUUUUUAUUUUAAUUCAUGUAAAUAUAUCGUUUAUAUUAAAAAAAUUAUUUAUUAUUUUGGAAAAACAUUGUUAUAUUAGCGAAGCAACAUUUAGUAUUUUAAUUUUUUGGCGAACUGAGUUUUUACACGUUUUGAAUUCCAUGAAGUAAAAUCUUUUAUUUUCAACAAUUAGUCUCAUGAUCAAGUGAGAAUUAUCCACUUGCAAAAGCGUUUUCACAGUAAAUAUGAUAACAGUCCACAUUAGCUAUAUUCCACGUAGAAAUAUGUCAAUAAACACUCUCUAUCUCAUCUGUUCUAUUUCUGUAUGCAUAGUUUGCCUGGAACAAAUUAGUUUUGUAGACGUAUGGAAGGUUCAAAAUUAGUUCUUUCCAUGAUUAUGUCUGAAUUGUUUUAUGCAAGAGUCAAAAAAGUUUAGGAAAAGGUAUUUUGGAGUAUUAAGUCUUAUGUUGGGUAUGUAGCUAUUACUAUGUAAAAGAAAUUCCUUCUGUCACUUUAACAUUUUUUUUGAGAAUUAACUACCAAAUUCAAAAUGAAGUUAAAAUUCAUCCCCUUUAAAGUAAAUAUCCGCAAUUCUUUCAGUAUCUAUUUUCUACAAUAGUAGAUCAACAUUUUGUAUAUCUUUCAAUUGCCUUCUCAACAACCAUUGAAUAGUGAAAUAUAUAUUUAUAUAAUGCAUGUGAAGGUAUUUUUGUAAAUAUGUUUUGUUGUUGUUUUUGUUUUUCAUAAAAACGAGGAACACGACUAUAUUUUAUACUUCA